Varanus komodoensis (Komodo dragon) is the source of this 1860-nucleotide messenger RNA. It is a transcript of the gene SLC2A6, whose product is annotated as solute carrier family 2 member 6. The transcript has 10 exons. Gene Ontology annotation, molecular function: transmembrane transporter activity. Gene Ontology annotation, biological process: transmembrane transport. Gene Ontology annotation, cellular component: membrane. Bases 3 to 1574 code for a protein of 523 amino acids. Lineage: Eukaryota; Metazoa; Chordata; Lepidosauria; Squamata; Varanidae. The record is from RefSeq and is a predicted model, not a curated record.
ACAUGGAUCCCAACCUCAGCGAGCCGUUCCUGAGCAUGAGGCGGGGAGAAGACUAUCAGACUUUCGGGGAGAACGAUGCCCGUCAGAUGGAGAAGGAAUAUUACAAGACUGUUAAAAACGGGCGCCUUUUGCUCGCUGCUUUUGCUGCCGUCUUGGGGAACUUCAGCUUCGGUUUUGCUUUAGUUUACCCCUCCCCGGUCAUCCCAGCUUUGGAAGAAACACCGGACUCCAACUUGAAGCUGACAGAAGCAAUGGCUUCCUGGUUUGGGUCCGUGUUCACCCUGGGAGUUGCUGCGGGCGGUUUGGGCACGAUGUACUUCAACGACCGACUGGGGCGCAAGCUGAGCAUCAUGGUCUCCGCCGUGCCCUCCGUCGCUGGGUACCUCUUCAUUGCCAGCGCUCAAGAGAUCUGGAUGCUGCAGGUGGGAAGGCUGCUUACAGGAUUUGCAGGUGGCAUGACGUCUGCAGCCAUCCCAGUCUACAUUUCCGAGAUUUGUCACCCCGGCAUCCGAGGCGCACUGGGCUCCUGUCCUCAGAUCAUGGCCGUCUUGGGUGCCCUUUUCCUCUAUGCUCUAGGCCUUGCCGUCCCCUGGCGCUGGCUGGCUGUGGCGGGCGAAGUGCCAGUCCUCCUCAUGAUUGCCUUGCUUGUCUUCAUGCCCGACUCGCCCCGGUUUCUAAUCUCCUGGGGGAAGGAGGAGGAGGCUCUCCGUGCCCUGGCAUGGCUGAGAGGGAAGGACACCGAUUACUGGUGGGAAUACGAGCAGAUAAAGGACACUGUGCAGGGACAGAGCGAGCGCAUUACGUGGGCUGAGAUCAAGACGCCGUACAUCUCCAAACCCAUCCUGAUCACCUUGCUCAUGCGGUUCCUCCAGCAGCUCUCCGGCGUCACCCCCAUCCUUGUAUACCUGCAGCUCAUCUUUGACAGCACAGCAGUCAUUCUGCCACCGCAAUAUGACGCGGUCAUCGUGGGAGGUGUCCGUUUGGCGUCCGUGCUGGUGGCUGCUUUCUCAAUGGAUAAGGCUGGGAGGAAGAUUCUUCUCUAUAUCUCAGCUGUCAUCAUGCUCAUCUCAAACCUGACCCUGGGAUUCUACAUCCGCUUCAUCCCUCUGCAGUCCCAUAAUGCCUCAGGGAUACCACCUAAUGUUACUCAGGAGGGCUUUGUCACCCACGUGACAACUGGCCUGACCGUCAUUCCUCUGAUUGCCACCAUGUUCUUCAUCAUAGGUUAUGCCAUGGGUUGGGGCCCCAUCACCUGGCUGCUGAUGGCUGAGGUUCUCCCGCUGAAGACCCGGGGGAUAGUGUCUGGGCUGUGCGUGCUCGUGAGCUGGGUGACCGCCUUUGUCCUGACAAAAGUCUUCUUGUUGGUUAAGGAAAAGUACGGCCUGGACGUGCCCUUCUUUUUCUUCAGCAUCAUCUGCGUGAUGAACCUGAUCUUCACUUACCUCAUUCCGGAAACCAAAGGAAGGUCUCUGGAGAGGAUAGAAUCGUACUUCCGAACUGGACGGAAAUCGUUUCUGGAGUCCUUCCGGCGUUCUCAGCGAGGUCCCAGAAAAAGUUCACAUUCAGACAAGUGAAGCUUUUGUGAGUAAUCCCUGUUGACCUCUUCUGCAAGCAGAGACCUCACCCCUUUGGGAAACGCAGAGGUAAAGCAUGAGAUGCCCCUUGGCAGAUGUCCAUUUGUAGCAGCCGCAGAAUUGGAAGGACAAGCCAAGUAAUCUUUGGUUGGUUCUCGUGUCUGCCGUGAACUGCUUAGGUGUCCCUCACUCUCGAUCUGCAGUAUGGAAACAGUAGCGCUGACCUACCUUGUCAGGUUGUUGCAAGGGUUGUGAAUAAAAUAAAUACAAAGAGCUUUGAACCACA